GCUUUAUUCAACAUUUCUAGCUGGUCAAAGUGGGACAGAUUAGAGAGGAAAGCGAUCACAAUGGACUCUCCUUUUGCUCUCACAUGGGCCAACCAUAAUGUUGCAGAUGCAGAGGACUACAAGCGCAUCCGUACCAGGGUUGUGAGACGUGUUCACAAGCUGAGAAAGUACCUGUCUAUUCAACAGCGUAAGACCAAACAGUACUCACAUCACAGCAUCAGUGCAGAGGAUGUUGGUAAGGAUUACAAGUAUUGGCUCAUUGCGUUGCUUUCAUUGGAGAGGGACUUCUGUUAUGCGAUGGAGCUGAAGAGCCUGUCGCAGUUGGAUGCCAAGUUGGACACCAGGGCUAAGCACAAGUUAUUCCUCACCAGGUUGAAGAGAUCAGUUCAAGAGUGUGACUCCUUGGUUCAAUUGGUCGGUGGUAUUGAUGCCAACAGUACCAACGAGCUAGAGCUGUUGGUGUACAGGGAAUUCAUCAAUGCCCAGCAGUCAAUGGCAUUGAAGCAAUGGGACAGUGCCAUUGCCCAGUUGUCAUUGGCACGAGUUGGGCUCCAGUUCCUCGAGGAACAUGGAAACGCCGAAAACUUCGGGAAGUAUAAAGGUGUGAUUGACUCAGAUAUUGAUUCUUUGUUGAUCGGUGCUAUUCACAAGUCCUCAAAGAACUAUUCCUCGGAUAUUGGCGAAGUUGCAAAGAGUGUUGUUUCGCUACGCUCUGAUUCAAGGGUGUACCAGUUGAUCUCUUCUGUUGACGAUUCAUUCUUGAAACCUUCUGGUGAAUCAAAAUCUGUCAAGGAAUUGCAAUGGAGAUCGUACACAGCCAAGAUCAAAGACGAUUCUCUCGGCAGAACCCUCUACAAGAUCCAGACAUGUCCAUUGGAAUCCAUGGAUGACUUUGACACUUUGAACAACUUGAUCUCGCAGGCAUCUGAAUCACAUAGUAUGUGGUUACAGAACGAGAUCAAGGAAGAGGAUGACGAGAUCUUGACCUCGUACCUUCAAUACACCCACGUGCUGACCUCGUUAAGACGUAAUGUUAAACUCUUGGGCACUGUUAAACCUACCGAGGCGUUGACGUUACUCGACAAGAUCAACCAGGAAGUUGAGUCAUUAGAAGAGAUUCCUGGUGUUUUCAACGAUGACGAGUUAUACGAGACUCUCCAAGGCAUGAAACACUACUACAACGCCUUGAAGUUGAAACACAUUGCAGACUUCUACUUUUCACAGAAGCAAUUCAAAGAGUCACUCUUGCUAUCUUCAAAAGUGUGCGAAUCCCUUGAAGACGUAAAGAUCUCGAUACCAUUCGAAUUCAUCAAUGAAGACACCGUGAAGGAGUUACAUACACAGGUCAAGACCUUGGUGACAAACUCACAGAUCUUAGCCCAGCUCUCCCAAUCUUCCACGAGUGACUCUCUUGCUGAUGACGUCUCCAGGGGAUUAACAAGAGAUUCAACUAUUGUCAACUUGAACAUGACCCCCAUCUCAGUGAAACCUGUGUUGUUCGACGUUGCAUUCAACUACAUCCAUCAGCAGGAUCAACCUCAACCUCAACAGCAAGCCACACCUGCUGUUACAAAAGCUCAAGCUGGUAAUGAGGCCAAUUCAUCUGAUAAGAAGAAAGGGUUCUUUGGCAUCUUUGGCCGUUGAAACCACAAAACAAACAACAACAAUGAAACGAUGCCACGUGGAUGAGUUGCAUGUAUAGUACGAAUGAAGAAUGCUCCUUAAUAACAACCUCUGACACCGAUUCGCUCCAUAAGUAGCCACAUCUUGUAUCACUUCUAUAAAAUCAAUGAGGACCUC
Williopsis jadinii is the source of this 1800-nucleotide messenger RNA. RefSeq names its product signal recognition particle subunit SRP68 (gene SRP68). The record is from RefSeq and is a predicted model, not a curated record. Gene Ontology annotation, biological process: SRP-dependent cotranslational protein targeting to membrane. Bases 61 to 1644 code for a protein of 527 amino acids. Gene Ontology annotation, cellular component: signal recognition particle, endoplasmic reticulum targeting. NCBI's taxonomy places the organism in Eukaryota, Fungi, Ascomycota, Saccharomycetes, Phaffomycetales, Wickerhamomycetaceae. The transcript has a single exon. Gene Ontology annotation, molecular function: 7S RNA binding; endoplasmic reticulum signal sequence receptor activity; signal recognition particle binding.